AUGGCAAUUCCUUUCCGACAGUCCCAGCGCAAGCAGUCGCGUCAACUGUCGACGGACCCCCGCAAUGAGCUCCACCCUCAAGUCGACCACUACAUCGGUAUCGAUGUUGGUACUGGUAGUGCCAGAGCCUGUAUUAUGAAUGACCAGGGAGAUAUUGUUGGGUUGGCAUCAGAAAACAUUGGCCUCUGGCAACCACAGACUGGUUACUAUGAACAAUCCACAACAGACAUCUGGCGAUGCAUCUGCUCCUCAGUCCGCCGAGCAAUGGAUCAGCACAACAUCGACCAGAGCACUAUCCGCGGUAUCGGCUUCGACGCUACCUGCUCGCUUGCAGUCUUCAGAGACGACACGGAUGAGCCUGUCGCGGUCACCGGACCAAACUUUGAUAACAAGGAUGGUAAUGAUCGCAACGUCAUCCUGUGGCUCGACCACCGACCUGUGGAAGAAACCAACAAGAUCAAUGCUACUGGGCAUAAUUUGCUCCGCUACGUUGGAGGCAAGAUGUCUAUCGAGAUGGAGAUUCCAAAGGUGCUGUGGCUGAAGAACAACAUGCCGAAGGAGCUAUUCGACCGCUGCAAGUUCUAUGAUUUGACUGAUGCUCUUACACAUCUGGCUACUGGCAGUGAAAGCAGAAGUUACUGCAGUGUAGUCUGCAAGCAGGGCUUCGUACCGGUCGGAGUUGAUGGAAGUGUCAAGGGCUGGCAGGAAGACUUCCUCAAAGAGAUUGGACUUGAAGACCUAUGCGAAGACAACUUCAAGCGCAUGGGCGGUGUUGACAAAAACGGACGCUAUCUCACUGCCGGUGAACUUGUCGGUACACUUAGCGAAAAGGCUGCGCAAGAGAUGGGUCUACAGCCUGGUAUCGCAGUCGGCAGUGGAGUCAUCGACGCCUACGCUGGCUGGAUUGGUACCGUUGGCGCCAAAGUCAAGCUCGACGAAGAUACUCUGGAUAUGGAUCAGCCCAAGAACGAUGUUUCACAAGCUUUCACGCGUCUUGCAGCUGUGGCCGGAACAUCGACCUGUCACCUUGCCAUGUCCCGUAACCCUGUCUUCGUCGAUGGUGUCUGGGGCCCAUACCGAGACGUUCUACUACCAGACUAUUGGAUGGCAGAAGGAGGACAAAGCGCAACGGGUGAAUUGCUCAAGCAUGUAAUCGAGACACACCCAGCCUUCAACGAAGCCGUGUCUGUCGCAGAAACAUACAACACCAACAUCUAUGACUACCUCAACGAACACCUCCGCGAGAUGGCAGAUAAGGAGAACGCGCCACACAUCGCCUGGCUUGGCCGCCACUUCUUCUUCUACGGUGAUCUCUUCGGUAACCGCUCGCCCAUUGCCGACCCCAAUAUGAAGGGCUCUGUUAUCGGUCUGAGCUCCGACAAGAGUCUCGACAGUCUGGCGCUCUACUACUACGCAACUAUGGAGUUCAUCGCUCUGCAGACGCACCAGAUCGUCUCUGCAAUGAAUGCCUCCGGCCACGUUAUUUCCUCAAUCUUCAUGUCUGGUUCUCAGUGCCAGAAUGGCCUGCUCAUGCAGCUCAUGGCCACCGCAUGCGACAUGCCCGUUCUCAUCCCACGAUAUGUACAUGCGGCUGUGGUACACGGCGCGGCUAUGCUGGGUGCAAAGGCGGCGAGCACCGACAAGGACGGAAACAGUGAGCCGCUUUGGGACAUCAUGGACAGACUGAGCAAGCCUGGUAAGACUGUGAAGCCACUGGCUGACAAGACAGUCAAGAAGUUACUGGACGCCAAAUACAAGGUGUUCUUGGAGCUAUGUGAGGGACAGCAAAGGUACAGGAAGGAUGUUGAUGCUGCUAUUGAAGGCUGGACUAGCAAGUAA
Molecule: messenger RNA, 1839 nt
Organism: Alternaria atra
Lineage: Eukaryota; Fungi; Ascomycota; Dothideomycetes; Pleosporales; Pleosporaceae
Exons: 3
Coding region: 1-1839 (612 amino acids)
Biological process (GO): carbohydrate metabolic process
Molecular function (GO): phosphotransferase activity, alcohol group as acceptor; kinase activity
Source: RefSeq, a predicted model, not a curated record